Molecule: messenger RNA, 1621 nt
Organism: Miniopterus natalensis
Lineage: Eukaryota; Metazoa; Chordata; Mammalia; Chiroptera; Miniopteridae
Gene: CXCL14
Product: C-X-C motif chemokine ligand 14
Biological process (GO): immune response
Cellular component (GO): extracellular region
Molecular function (GO): chemokine activity
Source: RefSeq, a predicted model, not a curated record
AGAGCAGAGCACAGAGCGCAGCGACAGUCUGAGGCACCCACCGACGGAAGGGCGCAGUGUAGCGAGAGAGGCCGGAGACGCUCUCCAGGCAGAGAGAAAGCGGAGCCAGCGGCAUCUCCCCGCCGCUGCUCAGACGGGCCGGCGCCCUCCCCUUGUCCCUGCUCCCGUGCCGCGCAACGUGCCCCUCUGGCCAGCAUGAGGCUCCUGACCGCAGCUGUGCUCCUGCUGCUCCUGGCGCUGUGCGCCGCGGGCGUGGACGGAUCCAAAUGCAAAUGCUCCCGGAAGGGACCCAAGAUCCGCUACAGCGACGUGAAGAAGCUGGAGAUGAAGCCAAAGUACCCGCACUGCGAGGAGAAGAUGGUUAUCAUCACCACCAAAAGCGUGUCCAGGUACCGGGGUCAGGAGCACUGCCUGCACCCCAAGCUGCAGAGCACCAAGAGGUUCAUCAAGUGGUACAAUGCCUGGAAUGAGAAGCGCAGGGUCUACGAAGAAUAGGGUGAAAAACCCCAGAUGGGAAAGCGUCAUACCGAUUGGGAGACAGCAAAGGACUUUGCAGAUUAAAAAACAAACAAACAAAAAAACCCUUUCUUUCUCACAGGCAUAAGAUACAAAUUAUAUAUUGUUACAAAGCACUUUUUACCAAGGGUCAGUUUUUACAUUUUAUAGUUGUGUGCAAAAGGUUUCUAGAUGUGAGACCCAUCUCUCUUGCUUCCAGAUUCAUCACAGGCUGCUUUUUACUGAAAGGCUGGAAACUCAUGCCUUUCCUUUGCAAAAAAAUGCUUUUUUGUAUUUGUCCAGACAUCACUAUACAUCUGAGCUUUAUAAGCACCUAGGAGGAACAGGGAGCUUGGUUGAGGCAUUUCAUAGCAGCACUGCUCCAUUCCUAGAGCAGGAAGCUUCUGCUCAGAGGUCAUGGCUCCUUGGCACAGCUGGGCUCAUGGUCAGUCACACCCUCAGAGGGACCCCGCAGUGGACCCAGUGGCUGGGCAAGGAGAUCUCUCUGCAUCUGUUUUUAUGAACUCAAGUCUGACUGCCACAGAAAUGUGCUUCAUCCCCCUGGUUAAUUUUUAUACACUCUAGGAAACAUUUCCAAGAUCCUGGGAUGGCAAAGCAAAUGGUACUUAAGGAAGGGUUUGGGUCUUCUCUUCAAUCUGAGGGUUUGUGGAAGUUCAUUGCUUCAAUAGUUAAUGCUUGGGAAGCACAUGAAGUUCCUGACACUACUAGCAAAACCCUUAGGAGCAAACUUAAAAAUAUAUGAAUACACAACAGUAUACAGCUACAGACACAUUCUACUGAUGAGGGAGAACCUUCAAAGCAUAUUUCUUCCCCUCAUCACAAUGGACCAUGCAGUACUAAAGCAAUACAUCUGUGAUCCUCCUGUAAUUCUUCAGUGUUAAACAGUGCAGCCCUCUUUAGAAAGCUAAGAUGGCCAUGCGCCAUUUCCUUUGUAAAUAUACUCUUAAGAAUGCCCCUGCACACACUGUCCCUUCAGUGUAUGCCACAUGGUAAUGUUGUGUCGCAUACUGUGUAAAUGUCAGAAACCACUAAGGUUGCAUGCAGGUUUCAUAUUCUUUCUAAGACAAAAAGAACCGUAAUAAAAUAUAUUUGAAAUGUACCAAAA